Carlito syrichta (Philippine tarsier) is the source of this 662-nucleotide messenger RNA. Its product is annotated as emopamil-binding protein-like. The record is from RefSeq and is a predicted model, not a curated record. Gene Ontology annotation, molecular function: cholestenol delta-isomerase activity. Gene Ontology annotation, biological process: sterol metabolic process. Gene Ontology annotation, cellular component: membrane; endoplasmic reticulum. Lineage: Eukaryota; Metazoa; Chordata; Mammalia; Primates; Tarsiidae.
AUGUUGGACGUAGCCAUCUCCACAGUCCAAAUAGCCAAGCUCCAGGAUCUCAGCCAAGAUUGUAUAGGUGUGGUAUCCCCAGCCCCGGAGCAAGAUGUGGACACUGGGAAGUGGUGUGCAAUGCCACAUGUCCACGGUGCCAUCCUGUGGUUAUGUCACUAUAGUAAAGCAUGUCUUUGUUUUCUCCUCUCUGAAGGCCCUUUUGUCUACUUGUCUUUAGUAGGAAAUGUUGCAAAUUCUGAUGGCUUGAUUGCUACUUUGUGGAAAGAAUAUGGCAAAGCUGAUGCAAGAUGGCUUUAUUCUGAUCCAACCAUUGUUUCUUUGGAAAUUCUGACUGUCAUCCUGGAUGGGUCUCUGGCCUUGUUCCUCAUUUAUGCCAUAGUCAAGGAGAAACAUUAUCGGCAUUUCCUGCAGAUCACCCUGUGCGUGUGCGAAUUGUAUGGCGACUGGAUGACCUUCUUCCCUGAGUGGCUUAUUGGAAGCCCCAACCUCAGCACCAACAACUGGCUCUACUGUUGGGUCUAUCUGGUAUUUUUUAAUGGUGUGUGGGUUCUGAUCCCGGGACUGUUACUAUGGCAGUCGUGGGUAGAACUCAAGAAAAUGCAUCAGAAAGGAACCAGUUCAGGGAAAAAGUUUCAGUGAAUUUUCAAAAUCAUAAACAC